This is a messenger RNA of Struthio camelus australis, 846 nucleotides long. NCBI's taxonomy places the organism in Eukaryota, Metazoa, Chordata, Aves, Struthioniformes, Struthionidae. The record is from RefSeq and is a predicted model, not a curated record.
CUGCGAGUUUUGUUCGCAGAGCACAGAUGCGUCGAGUCGGCAAAAAUCCGAGCCAAAUACCCUGACCGCGUCCCGGUCAUAGUGGAGAAGGUCUCGGGAUCUCAGAUCGUUGAUAUUGACAAGAGGAAGUAUUUAGUUCCAUCUGACAUCACUGUGGCCCAGUUCAUGUGGAUCAUCAGGAAGAGGAUUCAACUGCCAUCUGAGAAAGCAAUAUUCCUCUUUGUAGAUAAGACUGUCCCACAAUCCAGCUUAACUAUGGGACAACUUUAUGAGAAGGAGAAGGAUGAGGAUGGAUUCUUGUACGUUGCCUACAGUGGAGAGAACACAUUUGGUUUCUGAAUCCUGGGUCUUGGCUGCUACACCAUCCUGCUGCGUAUCUUGUAAAUAGCUGAUCAUUUUCUGUUAUGACAUCCACAGACGUUCCUUCUAUAUACAUGCAUUUGUAACUGGAUUUAUUUCCUAAUAUACUGAUAGGUCUUGUUUUAUUAGACUGGUAAAUUAUCAAAAUUUUAUUUUAUUUGUUUUUUGUUGUGCAUUUUUUUCUCAUGGCUGUGAAUCCCCAGAGCCUCACUUCUUUGGGGGAUAUGUUUAACAACAUUGAUUAAGUAAUAAAGCAAAGUAGUUGGGCUACUAAAAGAUAAAAAGGAGGAAUAUGCAUUUAUUCUGAUUUUGUUUUGAGGUAUUAGUUUAGCAACAAAUGAAAGUGUUAAAUUAGUAAUGGGAGCGCUGGCUUUGCUAGAUUAUUCUGAGUAGUAGAAAGAUGCUGAUCAUGUUGAAUUGAGCUAAUGUUUUCCUUUUCUCAAUUAACAAACAAGUACAAUAAAAAUUCCUCCCACAAACAGGCAA